AUGGACAAUGACGCCUCAUCGGAUACCAAAGAGUCAAAGACAGAUGGCGAAGUCCAGAACCCAUUAGCACCUCCUCCACGGCCUAACCCAACGGCCGCCACUGAUACACCCGACUACUUCAAUUCAGUUCACAACCCCUUCGCUUUGGAGCCGAAUCCCUUUGAGCAGUCAUUCGGCGGGGGCUCCGGGGAAACCCCAGGGAAGUCAAUACUUCCUCCUGUCGCUUCGAUAACGUCGCCUGCCCUGCCAGGCACUAGCUCCGCCGGCGGCGCAUACAACUGGUCGAACUCCCUGCGCUCGGGCCCUCUGAGUCCGGCCAUGCUCGCAGGGCCUGCCGGUGGGAGCGACUACUUCGACAGCAUUGGAAGGGGCUUCCCAACGCCGAAUGAGUCUUCACUCCGCACCGGUUUGACGCCAGGUGGCGGAGGUUCCAUGUUCCCGGCCCCGAGUCCCAACUCUCAAGCUUUGUUAAACCAGCUGCAAAACGGAGGCGCAACUCCCUCUACCAUUGAGUUCCACCGCACAGCAUUGAAUGUAAAGAAGAACGGCAUUGCGCCUACAUCCAACCCAACCGGCGAAGCCGACCAAGUACCACAGAUUGCAACAACCAUGGACAUAAAAGCAGCACAACCCGCGACGGUCGACUUCGGGCCGCAUGAUGCAGCCGAUGCUGCUAACGGCCUGUUCAUGCUGGCCAAGGGCGGACAACCGACGGCGAACCAGUUUGCUGCCGUGCCGAACCAGACGGCCAUCCCACCACAGACACUUCAGACUAGCGAAAUCUUACACGAUCAAAAUGCCGCCCGACGCCAAUCGGCCAAUGUAAAUGGUGUAGUUAACGUGAGAGAACCCAGCGGCGACGCCUCAGAUAUGCAAAGUGAGGCCAAACCUGCCAGAGGCAGGGGCAAGAGAAACGCGUCUACGAAAGCGUCAAGUACAGGAAACAGGCGCAAGACGGACGAUUCCACGCAGGGAUCGAACAAGAGGACGAAGCUUAACAACGGCUCGGUCAGCACAGAAUCUCCGUCGGAGGGGGAAUCAGACGACGAAGACCAGCAGCCCGCUUCGAAGAAGAAGGCCGGCGAGACGAAGAAGAUGACUGAUGAGGAGAAGAGGAAGAACUUUCUUGAGCGGAACAGGGUUGCGGCACUCAAAUGCCGACAACGGAAGAAGCAGUGGCUUGCCAACCUCCAGGCAAAGGUCGAACUGUUUACGUCAGAGAAUGACGCGCUUACGACGACUGUUACUCAACUACGGGAGGAGAUUGUCAACCUGAAGACAUUGUUACUUGCACACAAAGAUUGUCCGGUUUCACAGGCGCAGGGGCUUAUCUGGAACCCGAAUCCUCCAUACACUUGA
Molecule: messenger RNA, 1359 nt
Organism: Aspergillus mulundensis
Lineage: Eukaryota; Fungi; Ascomycota; Eurotiomycetes; Eurotiales; Aspergillaceae
Gene: atfA
Product: bZIP transcription factor atfA
Exons: 3
Coding region: 1-1359 (452 amino acids)
Biological process (GO): regulation of transcription by RNA polymerase II
Molecular function (GO): RNA polymerase II cis-regulatory region sequence-specific DNA binding; DNA-binding transcription factor activity, RNA polymerase II-specific
Source: RefSeq, a predicted model, not a curated record